Messenger RNA from Anoplopoma fimbria (sablefish), 1159 nucleotides. RefSeq names its product small integral membrane protein 32-like. The record is from RefSeq and is a predicted model, not a curated record. NCBI's taxonomy places the organism in Eukaryota, Metazoa, Chordata, Actinopteri, Perciformes, Anoplopomatidae. The transcript has 2 exons. Bases 162 to 503 code for a protein of 113 amino acids.
GAUAAGAGUACACAAAAGGAAUGGAAACGUUACUAUGUACAGCAGGAAUCACCAAUGAAUCUUGUUGAUCUGUGCAUCAGAGACAGGACACACAUCCAGGCUGAACAGAAGCGGGGUCAGCAGGCUACAUAACCUUCUCCGUGUCUUUCUCAUACUCCACCAUGCUGAGGCAGAUCCUCCUAAACUCCACCGACGCCCCAGACUUCCACCUGGUGCUCAUGGCCCAGUCCUCCACGCACCCCCCCUCCUCCCUGAACGCCUCCCACGGCGGUUCGGUGAGCGUGGCCGCCCUUCUGAGACCCACCACGGGGCGAGGGGGAGGUGGGCUCCGGGAGGGCGAGCUCCACAAACCGGACCUGAUCACCUACAUAGUCAUGUGCCUACUGCUCUUCCUGUUGGUGCUGCUUAUUGUGUUCUUCAUCAACUGCCAGCUCCGAAACUCUUUCUUCGCCUCCAUGCCAUACGACAGGUCGCUGAGAGAGGCCCGCACCUCCUACAAGUAGACAAGACCCCCCCCCCCCCCCCACCAGGACAAGUCUCCGUGACUGGGUCUUUGGUGGGACUGCUGUGGGGGGUUGAAGGAAUGACUGGUCACCCCUGAACUGAAGCUGCACCUACUUGACCCCUGAAGUUGUUGCCUUUUGUAGUUCGUCUAUGACACAUUGGAAGGCUGAAAUAAAACCUGAUCAGUGAGGUCCUUAGAGUUACUUAGAGCAAAUGUUGCCCAAAUGUUCCACUUCAGGGCCCACAGCAGAUGAUUGGUGUAUGGGCCUCUGCAGGUGGAACGAUAACAGCAGACUAUAACUCCUGGUGAAAUUAGUGGCUCAUAUAGCCUAUUUUCUGGUGAUAAAUGAAUAAAAUCUGAAACAAUCCAUCAUCCCCUGCAACCAACUCGUGAUCCCCGUAGUGCACUUUGGAAAGAAAUUAUGUAUUCCUUUACAGUGUACUCUCAAGCUUGUGCUCAUUUAUCUGCUUACAAAUGUGACCUAGUGCCUGCAAUUGGGGUCCCAAUUCGCAGUAUUGCUCACUGGCCCAGACCAGAUUCAUCUUUUUUUUCUUCUUGGAAACGUGACAUAUGGUAACAGAAAUAGUAUACAGUAGAUUGUAUAUACAAUAUUUUGUAUGGCUGUAAAUUAACUGUAUUGUCUUGUGAAAUGAA